Messenger RNA from Fusarium mangiferae, 1887 nucleotides. RefSeq lists its product as uncharacterized. The transcript has a single exon. NCBI's taxonomy places the organism in Eukaryota, Fungi, Ascomycota, Sordariomycetes, Hypocreales, Nectriaceae. The coding region runs from base 1 to 1887 and encodes 628 amino acids. The record is from RefSeq and is a predicted model, not a curated record.
AUGGCACCUCCAUGCCUCUCCCGACUCCUCCUCAUCUUCUUGGUGGGCCUUACCCAUGUCAUUGCUCAUCCUGUCAACAAGGACGACUCAGCAGUGUUGGGCAGCGUCAACGUUAAGGGAUCACCAGACCUCAAGUGGAAGCCCAAAGGUGAAAAGCACGACCAUCGUAAAACUCACGUCCAGCACGGCAAUGAGAAUUCCACCACAAUCGUCUAUCAGAAAAUCACGGUGACGUCUGAUGGUAAGGACGUAUCAAAGGACAAGCCUGGCAAGAAUGGAAAUGAAGAAUCAACCAAGACCGAACAUCCAGUGGAGUUUUCUUCGAAGCAUGACAAAAACGUGGGCGCAACCCACAAAGACAAGGAUCUGAAAACACACGACCACAAGAAACAUAAGGACGAAAACAUAAAGUAUAAAAACAAACCGAAGGUGAAGCCUGAUUUAUUCAAGCCAUAUCGUUCAAGCCGCACGUCUGCCAACGAUAACAAGAAGUCUGAAAGCAUAAGACAGUGGAAGGAUAAUUCUAUCGACAAGAUCAAGAACAGCCAGUCAUACAAAGAAAAGGAGCCACAGUACAAGAACAGCCAGUCAUACAAAAAGUUCGGAGAAAAGCAGCAGACUAAGCCUACGGACUACGAAUACGUCAAACCUCAGCGAGAAAACAGGGUCAAAGAGUCAGCGCGUCCCAUGGUCGACGUGGACAUGUUCAACAAACUCAAAAAGCCUUAUGAUAAUAUUUUCGCCGAGGGCAGGAGAAGGGAGAAGCAAAAAGAGCUCAAGAACAAGCUUCCUAGAAACGACAAGCAAGAAGCGGACAAGGACGGAAAACCUCUUAGACCCGACAACGACUCAGCCAUCCAGCCAGAAUUCAAAGUGUCUGAUGUGACAGAAGACCAGUGGCUGAAAUUGGCUGAAGAUAAAGAAUCGAUGAAGAUGCUAGCAAAAGCAAAGAAAAAAUACAAAAAGCUGCUCGAGGAAGACAACGAGGAAGGCGAGAAAGAGUUUAAAGAGCUCCUUCGCCAGGCGUUGGUGCAUAGUGGGAAGAAGGCACAGGAGAAAGACCCCAAUAAAGCAUCCAAGCCCAGCCCAAAAUCCCUCAAGCUCUCGAGAUACAUAAAGUCAUUGAUGGAAGAGACUCUCGACAAGCCUCACAAGGCCGAACUAGCUCCUAUUGGAGAGAAAGGAGUUGAGACAAAGAAAACUAUUGGGAAACGAUGUAUAAUGCCAUGGUGGGUUUUCAUUGCAGUCGAAUUGGCGAAGAAGGAGACAAUGAAGAAGGAGAAGAAAAAAAUGGAGAAGAAAAUGGAGGAAAAGCUGGGGCAGUUCAUCAAGCCACCCUCGGACAAGUUUAAACCCGACUCUGAUAAUACAACCAGGUCUGGGCUAAACGACAAGAAGCAAGAUUCUAAAUCAAAGCUGCAAACGGAGAAUAAGGAGAGCAAAAAGAAACCAGAGACGAAAACAAACACGGCCUCGGAACGCCCCAUGCCUACGCGCUCUAGUUUGUUUGACAACGCUGUGGCCAUAGAGAUUAACAACUUCACAUCGAAGGAAAGUGAGGAUCUCGCAAGAAAUCUUUACAAAACGGCAUAUAGGAUACAGGCCCACAAGAUUCAGAAGUACUUAAAAAGCUCCAAGGAUAAGCAUUCUGAUCGGGGUGAGAAGUCCCUUGCAGGCCGGAGGCCGACUGUACGUCCGGUUCUAGAUGUCAAGACCUUGACCAACACUUGGAGAAAAAUUCGACGGCAACGGGCACGAGAAAGGUAUCUUCGGAUGCUUUUGGAGAGACAUCCCAAGCUUAAGAAGAAACUUAGGGAGAAAUAUCCCAACCAUCCCAUGCUUGAGGAUACAAGUCCUAGGCGUAAGGGAUCCAUCAUACCGACAUGA